Molecule: messenger RNA, 1200 nt
Organism: Perognathus longimembris pacificus (Pacific pocket mouse)
Lineage: Eukaryota; Metazoa; Chordata; Mammalia; Rodentia; Heteromyidae
Product: NADH-cytochrome b5 reductase 3
Exons: 10
Coding region: 108-1013 (301 amino acids)
Cellular component (GO): mitochondrion
Molecular function (GO): FAD binding; oxidoreductase activity
Source: RefSeq, a predicted model, not a curated record
GGCCGGCGGUGGGGCGGCGGCUGACGGACUCUGGUGGAGGAGCGAACUCGUGCUGCGCCACCACCGUCGCCUCCGUCACCACCACCGCCACCACCGCCACCGCCACCAUGGGGGCCCAGCUGAGCACGUUGGGGACCGUGGUGCUCUCGCCCGUCUGGUUCCUCUACAGCUUGCUCAUGAAGCUCUUCCAGCGCUCCUCGCCGGCCAUCACCCUGGAGAGCCCCGACAUCAAGUACCCACUGCGGCUCGUCGACAAGGAGGUCAUCAGCCACGACACCCGGCGCUUCCGCUUUGCACUGCCCUCCCCACAGCACAUCCUGGGCCUCCCCAUCGGCCAGCACAUCUAUCUCUCUACUCGAAUCGACGGGAACCUGGUCAUUCGGCCCUACACGCCCGUCUCCAGUGACGAUGACAAGGGCUUCGUGGACCUGGUGGUCAAGGUUUACUUCAAGGACACGCACCCCAAGUUCCCGGCCGGAGGGAAGAUGUCACAGUACCUAGAGAACAUGCAGCUCGGGGACACCAUCGAGUUCCGGGGCCCCAACGGGCUGCUGGUCUACCAGGGCAAAGGGAAGUUUGCCAUCCGCCCAGACAAGAAGUCCAACCCCGUCAUCAGGACGGUGAAGUCCGUGGGCAUGAUCGCGGGGGGCACAGGCAUCACGCCCAUGCUGCAGGUGAUCCGGGCCAUCAUGAAGGACCCGGACGACCACACCGUGUGCUACCUGCUCUUUGCCAACCAGACCGAGAAGGACAUCCUCCUGCGGCCGGAACUGGAGGAACUGAGGAACGAGCACUCGGCUCGCUUCAAGCUCUGGUACACGGUGGACAAAGCCCCCGAAGGCUGGGACUACAGCCAGGGCUUCGUGAACGAGGAGAUGAUCCGGAACCACCUCCCGCCCCCCGCCGAGGAGCCCCUGAUUCUGCUGUGCGGACCCCCGCCCAUGAUCCAGUUCGCCUGCCUGCCCAACCUGGAGCGCGUGGGCCACGCCAAGGAGCGCUGCUUUGCCUUCUGAGGGCCGCCGCCCCCCCCCCGCCCCGGGCCCCCCGGCCCGCCCUGGCGGCAGAGCCCGAGCCGCCGCGCCGUGCCCACCCCGGGGGCCGAGUGGGCGACCCCGGAAGCCCCCCAGCCGCGUGCCCACCCUGGGGGCCGAGCGGGCCACCCCAGCAGCUCCCCCCCAGCCGCUUCCCCCUCGGUGACAA